Molecule: messenger RNA, 2655 nt
Organism: Amaranthus tricolor (Joseph's coat)
Lineage: Eukaryota; Viridiplantae; Streptophyta; Magnoliopsida; Caryophyllales; Amaranthaceae
Exons: 1
Coding region: 362-2434 (690 amino acids)
Source: RefSeq, a predicted model, not a curated record
GAGCAAUAGUAGAAGUAAUAACCAAAAAAAAAGGCAAAUUUCUCUCUCAACCUCUCUCCAGUCUCUGUCCCAGUAUUGAUUAUAGUUGUACUCUGUUAAUCCACAAAACUGCCAAACUCCACUGCCCACCAUUUGCAGUUUGCACAGCAACAGAAACCACCCAACAACUCUCUCUCUCUCUCUCUCUCUUUUCAUUCAAUCACACAUCCAUCCAUUUCCAUUUACCACCAAAAGAUCUCAUCCCAUCUUUAGCUUUACAUGUACAAACAAUUUUCCAAUAAUUUCACCCAAAACAACCCAUUUUUCUCUGAUCAAAAUUACCCAAAACCCAUCAGAUCAAAACAAAAAUCACCCUUCAAUAAUGGAGAUUGAUAGACCUCAUAGAACUGUAUCCACACCUACUACUACUGGUGAACUCUUUAUUUGCUUCACUUCUCGCCUUUCUAAAUCAUCUUCUAUGUGCCAUUCUUCCAAAUCAAUCCUCAGUCCUAACCGUAUAACCACCGCCGAUAAAACCACCCAACCAGCAGCACUCUCUACCUCUCUCAGCCGUCGUCUCCGUCAUAACGGUAGCUUAAGGGGUGCUCAAUCACCCGCCAUGUUUCCUUCUAAGAAAACAAGGGGUUCCUCUGGUUUUGCUGAUAACCCUGAACCUUCUUCCCCUAAGGUUACCUGCAUUGGUCAAGUAAGAGUUAAAACCAAAAAACAAGGGAAGAAAAUGAAGAUGAAAGCGUGUAGAAGUAAGAGAUUAAGCGGUGGUGAACCUAGUUUUCGCUGUAUUGAACACCCACAUGAAGGAUUAUCACAAGGGAUUCAAAGUCAACAAUCUCAAGAAUGUGGCUUGAAUCAUAGAAAUCAAAGGUGGGUACAUCUUCCUUUAACGAUUUGUGAAGCUUUAAGGACAUUUGGGAAUGAAUUUAGCUGUUUGUUUCCUUGUAAAUCUUCUUGUUUUAGUAAUUGUGGAGGGGAAAAGGGGGAUAAAAUAGGGGAAGAUGGGGAAAGUUCAUCUAAUUCUUGUGCUGUUUUUAGGUGGUUAGUGUCUUUACAAGAAAGUGAAAGUGAAAAGAAAAGAAGGGAUAUUGAGUUGGUCGUGGGAGGUGGGGAAGAAGUAGAGGGAGAAGUUAGAGGUGAGAGUAUAAUGAUGGAGAGAGAAUGUUCUAGAAGAAGGUCAAUUUUUGAUGAUAUGGAGUUUGAUGAUUUGUUUAAUAAUAUGAAAAAUGAAGGUGAGAUUUGUGAUAGUGGUGGGGAUAAUGAAGAGGGUGCUAGGGUUAGUGUAUGUAUACCUCCUAAAAAUGCUCUGUUGUUGAUGAGGUGUAGAUCUAAUCCAAUGAAAAUGGCUUCUCUUUCUCAUAAAUUUUGGGAUGUUCCUUUACCAACAAAAGAUGAUGAUGAUGAUGAUGAUCAUGGUAAUGAUGAUAAGGGAGAAGAGUGUGAAAUGAAAGAUGUAGAAUUAGAGGAAAAUAUUGAGGUAAGAGGAUAUGACAAUGAGGAAAAUGUUGAGCAAAGUGAUAAAUUUGAUGAAAUGUUAGAUUUUUAUCUCCAAAACUUACCUAAUUAUAUUGAAGAUGAUGAGCUAAACCCACAAGAGAUAAGAUGUGAAAUUCUAGAAAAAACCCAUGUUGAAAAAGAUGAAAAUUUGGAAAAUGGGUCUAUAAAUGAGUCAAUUAUAGUUGAAAAUAAGGGUGAAAAUGGUCAAAAUGAGCAAGAUUUGAGUAUCAUUUUAGAAACCCAUGUUGUAAAAGAUGAAAACUUGGAAAAUGGGUCUACAAAUGAGUCACUUAUAGAUGAAAAUAAGGUUGAAAAUGGUCAAAAUGAGCAAGAUUUGAGUAUCAAUUUAGAGAAAAAUCAACAAGAAGAAAAUUCAAAUAAUGGGUGUUCAAAUCAAUCACUUUUAGAUCAUGAUCAUGAUUCAACUCUUGAUGGAGAAGAUAGGAGUGACCUAUCUAGUACUACUACUAGUUCAUCUUCAUCAAAUUCAUCAGAAGAGGACGAAAAACAAGAAAAAAACCCAGAAGAAAAUAACAAGAAAACAUUACCAGAUUGCUUACUGUUAAUGAUGUGUGAACCAAAAGUAUCAAUGGAAGUGUCCAAAGAAACUUGGGUAUGUAGUACGGAUUUUAUCCGAUGGUUACCAGAUCGGCAAGUCAAGAAAGAUUUAUCAAAGAAAAAACCGACGCCGGUUGAACGUUCCAUUCAGCGGUUCGAACCGGCUUCUCAGCCGCCGGUUCAGCCUGCAAGAUCAUCAAUAUCUUUUCCGGCUAGAGGUAACUUGGUUGUCAAAGGUGGAGCCGGGAGUGGAUUUGAGCCGUUGAUGUUGACGAGGUGUAAGUCGGCGCCGAUGCGAUCAGCGCCGGCUAAGAUUACGCCGACGGAGAUGAAAUGUAGCUUGUGGGGCAAGCUUGAGCCUCAUCGUCCUGCGACGUUUGGUUUCUGAUUAGAUUAACGGUUCAGAUUGAGUUUCUUGUUAGCCACGUGGCAUUACUUGUAAAUGAGAUUUUAUUUUUUGAUUUUCUUGACUUGUAUUAGGAUUUUUAUAAUUAAUGUUUGUCGAGUAAUUACAUCCGUCCUAACAAAUUUACUCUUUUUUUAGUUUUUCCUUCAAUUUUAUUUUAUUUUAAUUUUUAUUAUGAUUUAUGUUUUUUUCUUAUUAUUCAU